Messenger RNA from Trichophyton verrucosum HKI 0517, 456 nucleotides. RefSeq lists its product as uncharacterized. The record is from RefSeq and is a predicted model, not a curated record. Bases 1 to 456 code for a protein of 151 amino acids. NCBI's taxonomy places the organism in Eukaryota, Fungi, Ascomycota, Eurotiomycetes, Onygenales, Arthrodermataceae. The transcript has a single exon.
AUGUCCUGCUCCCCUAUAUACCUAGCAACGCCGGAUCAAUGUCCGUCGUGCGGGAUCAGCGGCCCUCGAGGGCGAGUCCUCGGCGUGAUCCUAGGGCUUCAAUGUUACUCGAUUAGGAAAGUGUGUUGUUCCCGCCACACAUAUAAAAAGGCCUUUUUUUUCCCUCACCUCCUCGACUUUGUCCUUUUUCUUCUUCUCUUCUUCUCUUCGGCCGCGCAGACACUUCCACCUCGACAUCGAGAAAGACGACAAGCAAGCAAGAAAAGACAAGAAGAUAUCCUCUACGGAGGAAGAAAAGCCUCUCUGCCGCCCCCAGACACCACCACCAAUCCCUGCUGCAACUCUUCCACCUCCACCACCGCAAAGCAGCAGGCCUCUCCUCCGCCUCCCUCCGUCGCUGCCGCUCCUUUUGAGGGUAUGUUUGUUCACUUGCCAGCAUCUUCUGCUCUGCUAUAG